AUGGCAUCAGCCGCUGGCAAUACAAAUGGACCAAAAAAACGACAUACGUUUCUUAGUCAUUUUCUCUCCACAAGAAAUUUGUCAAUAUUUCGAAAUAAACCAUCAACAACAGUGAAUAAUACUUUACCUAUUUCAAAAGAAUCUCCCCAUUACAAGUCGCAAAUUAAUAUCAAUACACAACAAACACCAGUACCGAUGUGUAUAGGACGUGGUUGGCUUAAAAAACGUUUAAAACGUCCUGUUUCACUUGAUCUUGAUCUUGUUCAAACAUUAACACAACAUUCACCAAUCAACAACUAUGAAGAAACAGUAGAAGAAUAUCAUCAACUACCAUUAAAUGACAUCGGUACGAUAAUGGAUCGCUUGCCUGCUUUUGUAUAUUUAUCUCUUCAUAGGAAAUAG
Molecule: messenger RNA, 402 nt
Organism: Adineta steineri
Lineage: Eukaryota; Metazoa; Rotifera; Eurotatoria; Adinetida; Adinetidae
Source: the annotation of a GenBank genome assembly